AUGAGUGCAGAUGAUGAUGCAAAGUGGUUGGAAUGGGUGACCAAGCAGUUUGAAAAUAUUGCUGGUGAGGAUAAGGAGAUUAAUUUGGAAGAAUUCAAGACAGCACUCAAAGUGAAGGAGUCUUUCUUCGCUGAAAGGUUUUUUACGCUGUUUGACUCUGAUGGGAGUGGCAGUAUAAGCUUGGACGAGUUACUGAAAGCUUUGAAUCUCCUCACACAUGGAAGUGAAACAGACAAACUACGAUUCCUUUUCCAGGUCUACGAUGUUGAUGGCAGUGGUUCCAUAGACCCAGAUGAGUUACGCAUCGUCCUCAAAUCCUGUUUACGGGAAAGUGCCAUUUCCUUACCGGAGGAAAAGCUUGAUGAUCUCACAAUGGCUCUCUUCGAGUCAGCUGACAAAGACAACAGUGGCGCCAUUACGUUUGAGGAGCUCAAGGAAGAACUGGAGAACUUUCCAGAAGUAAUGGAGAACCUGACAAUAAGUGCUGCCAAUUGGCUAAAGCCACCAGCAACAGAGAAGUACACAAGGCAGACCCCGCGGUAUCUGACACCAGCCUACUGGCACAAUAAUAGCCGCAAGCUGCUCUUCAUGUGCUGUUACAUCCUCGUCAAUAUCUUUCUUUUCACGUUUGCUGCACUAAAACACGUUGACGUUGGUGGAUGGGUCAUGUUGGCUAAAGGUUGUGGGCAGUGCCUUAACUUUAACUGUACUUUCAUCGGGGUCCUUAUGCUACGCCGAUGUCUGACCUGGUUAAGAGCAACUUGGGUGGUGAGGAUUCUACCUUUGGAUCAGCAUGUACUCCUGCACCAGCUGGUGGGAUUUGCUAUAUUUGGACUGAGUGUUGUUCAUGCUAUUGCUCAUCUCAUAAACUUUGUGAAUUUGACUUUCAGUGGUGGAACCUACCAGCUAUGGGAGUACCUCUUCACAACAAGACCUGGGAUUGGUUGGAUUUAUGGAACGGCAUCCAUUACUGGAGUAAUUUUGCUGCUUCUGAUAAUUUUGAUGUUAAUCUGUUCAAGUACAUUUGUUCGCAGGAGUGGACAUUUUGAGGUGUUUUAUUGGACACACUUGAGUUAUAUUUGGGUCUGGUCUCUGUUAAUCCUCCAUGGCUCCAACUUCUGGAAGUGGUUUGUGGUCUCUGGAUUCUUGUUCCUUAUGGAAAAAAUAGUGGGAAUCACAGUUUCACGAAUUGGUGGCACUCAGGUUGUGGAGGUUAACUUACUGCCAUCUAAGGUUACCCAUCUCGUAAUCAAAAGGUCGCCGUUCUUUCACUACAAACCCGGAGAUUAUGUGUAUGUCAAUAUUCCAGCAAUAGCCAAGUAUGAGUGGCAUCCAUUUACCAUCAGCAGUGCUCCAGAGCAGCAAGACACUAUUUGGCUCCAUAUCAGGAGCCUCGGCCAAUGGACCAACCAACUCUACGAAUACUUCCGACAACCUGAACUCCUGGGCAACGAACCAAAGCGGCUGACAAGAAAUCUGAGGAACAAGAAAUACCAGAAGUCUGCGCAGGAGCACCUUGGUAACUUGAUUGCCUCUAAUGAAUCAGUGGCGACCAACAAGGAAGACAUGGUGGAGCUGACAUCAUAUAAACCACGACAGUGCUGUCAGAACGAGCCCUUGGAAGUGAACAUCAAAAUGGAUUGUACUGAUGUCCCUCAGCCCAAGGAGGUCUCGACAAAACUGAGUGACAAUCAUCGAUACUGUAACAUUAAGUGUUACAUCGAUGGGCCGUAUGGAACACCUACCAGGACAAUCUUCACUUCAGAGCACGCAGUGCUCAUUGGCGCUGGCAUUGGUAUCACCCCAUUCGCUUCCAUUUUGCAAAGCAUCAUGUACAGGUAUCGCAUGAGGAAACAGAAUUGUCCCAACUGUAGUUACUCCUGGUGUGAAAACGUGAAGGACAAUGAAAUGAGUUUGAGGAAGGUUGACUUUAUUUGGAUCAACAGAGACCAGAAAUCAUUUGAGUGGUUUGUUAGCCUCCUGACUAAACUGGAGAUGGACCAGGCUGAUGAAGAGCCUCAGGGUAGAUUCUUGGAGAUGCACAUGUACAUGACCUCAGCUCUCAGUAAAAAUGACAUGAAGGCUUUAGGUUUACAGAUGGCUCUGGAUCUGUUAGCUAAGAAGGAGAACCGUGAUUCCAUUACAGGCUUGCGAACCAGAACACAGCCAGGUCGUCCAGACUGGGCCAAGGUUUUCCAAAAGAUUGCUGAAGAAGGAAAAGGGAAAGUCCAUGUUUUCUUUUGUGGUUCCCCUGUCCUGGCUAAAACAAUCAAAGCUCAGUGUGAACAUUUUGGCUUCAAAUUCUACAAAGAAAACUUCCAGUGA
Hemiscyllium ocellatum (epaulette shark) is the source of this 2325-nucleotide messenger RNA. It is a transcript of the gene nox5, whose product is annotated as NADPH oxidase, EF-hand calcium binding domain 5. Bases 1 to 2325 code for a protein of 774 amino acids. Gene Ontology annotation, molecular function: calcium ion binding; superoxide-generating NAD(P)H oxidase activity. NCBI's taxonomy places the organism in Eukaryota, Metazoa, Chordata, Chondrichthyes, Orectolobiformes, Hemiscylliidae. The transcript is spliced from 16 exons. The record is from RefSeq and is a predicted model, not a curated record. Gene Ontology annotation, cellular component: plasma membrane; NADPH oxidase complex. Gene Ontology annotation, biological process: defense response; superoxide anion generation.